CAGUGUUGCAUAGCACUGGUCCACCCCUGACCCCCGUCCUCAUCCCAUAAAUUCUAAAAAAAACUUGUACUGAAGAAUCACGGGGAAAUAUCUCUCGCGCCACGGGGGCCGGGGAAGCGCUCAGCAUGCAGCUGGCAGGGGUGAUGCUGGCUUCGGUCUCGCGGUGCCGCUCGUGGUCCUCGUGAAACAGACUGGCUCUUGGGGGCUGUCAGGCGUAUAACUCAUUCCUGCUGAGAGCCACAUCUCCCGUCUCUAGUGUUUCGCCUGUACAUUUAGCCGAGAUCGAAUGGCUGUUCGCUUCUGGCGAGUGGUGGAACCUGAGGCAAACGCCGCAGUGUAAAGCAGUACGAAAGUGGUGUCAAAAACACGAUAAAGUUCGCCAAGAAUUCAGUGUGUCAUUAAGAAGUGAAGAUGCAGUAUACAGUCCACGAGGCAUUAUCCUAACCUGUGAAUCCAAACUUCUGAAAGCUGAAAGAGUAUAUGUACAUAUUUUUCCCUCCUUGUUCUCGUUAAUACGGAUAUACCCCAUCGACCAAUUCCUUCAUAUUUAGGAUGUUGCAUCAUAGCUCUCCCACGCGCGUCAGUGUCGGCAGCACACACGCCGCAAGAGAUAUGGCGUGGAAAUAGCACUGAUCGUUAACCAUGGCAACGAUAACCUAUCACAAGCAUCGCGCUGAGCAUGGCAAUGGGGCCGCGGAAGAAAGCGGACUUCUUCAACAGAGGUCGAGGAUACGAAUUCGAGAGUGAUGCUGACGAGCCCGCAGAAGGGUUCUCCAGCCAUGAGCCUCUCCUGGAGGCGCCGGGCUAUGACCCCGACCCGGCCCACAGCCUGGAGGGCGGUCUGUACCACGACUCCACGAGCUACGCAGGAGACUUCGGUCCGUACCAGCCGCAGAAGCACGCGACCUACGAAGUGUCUCAACCAGGCCUUGAUCCCGAGGCGCCCUACCAGUACUCGACCCCCCAGUACCCGGGGCCCUCAGGCUACUCGCUGCAGAGUCAGGGCGAAGGGUCUCACGCUGCCGCGGGGGGAUCCCUGGACUCGGCGGGCGGGGCGCAGGCUUGGGGCGCGUCCGGAGAGCAGGAGGGGGAGAAGAAAAAAGGGAAGCGAGCGCAGACUUGCCGUCUUUGCGCCAACCACGGCCUUGCGGUGGAAAUGAAGGGCCACAAACUAUACUGCAAGUACCAGAAGCCUCACGAUUGCGCCAAGUGUGAGAUCACACUCCAACGACGCUACUACACGGCUGCUCAGCAGCGCAUCACCAGAACUCAGCAGCUACAGCUCCAGGGAGGCCAGGAGCCAGCACAGGCAGGUCUUCCGCCUUCCCCUGCCAACCCGAGGGAAUUUCCCCGCCUCCCGGAGCUGCUGCAGGACUGCGACAACAUCAUCGACGAAUCCCUGUUUGCCCGCAUCAACGAAGUCGUGCGACCUCGCUCUCACCAUCCGCACUGACUUCCCUUUUCCUCCGCCGUCUGCUGGCCCUUCGGUGUCCCCUGCGAGCUCCAGCUACUUCCGGGUCGUGCAGUGGCUGCCUCUUGGCCUCCGCGUUCGAAAGGAGCCGUAGCGAAUGCCGGAGCCGUUGCGGUUAUCAGGAUAAAUGGCUUUACAUGUGGUUAAAGAUGUCACUAAAUUUGUAUUUUUGUAUUAUCCUAUUUGCAGUUUUUAAUUAUACGCGUAAGAUGAC
This is a messenger RNA of Penaeus monodon (black tiger shrimp), 1685 nucleotides long. Its product is annotated as doublesex- and mab-3-related transcription factor 2-like. The record is from RefSeq and is a predicted model, not a curated record. The transcript is spliced from 3 exons. The coding region runs from base 680 to 1453 and encodes 257 amino acids. Gene Ontology annotation, biological process: regulation of DNA-templated transcription. Gene Ontology annotation, molecular function: sequence-specific DNA binding. NCBI's taxonomy places the organism in Eukaryota, Metazoa, Arthropoda, Malacostraca, Decapoda, Penaeidae.